This is a messenger RNA of Colletotrichum abscissum, 1194 nucleotides long. RefSeq lists its product as uncharacterized. Gene Ontology annotation, cellular component: fungal-type cell wall; plasma membrane. The transcript is spliced from 3 exons. Gene Ontology annotation, biological process: fungal-type cell wall organization. The coding region runs from base 1 to 1194 and encodes 397 amino acids. NCBI's taxonomy places the organism in Eukaryota, Fungi, Ascomycota, Sordariomycetes, Glomerellales, Glomerellaceae. The record is from RefSeq and is a predicted model, not a curated record.
AUGUACUCCAAGCUCAUCACCGCCCUCGCGGCCGUCGGUGCUGGUGUUGCCUCUGCCCAGAGCAGCAACAUCUGCUCAUCGGCCACCGUUACCGUUACCGAUGCCGCCAUGGCUACCGCCCUUCCCUGCACCACCUUCACCGGUUCCGUAAAGAUCUCCGAGAGCAUCACCGGCAACAUCGAUAUCAACGGCCCCAAGACCAUCAAGGGCGACCUGAUCGUUACCAACGUCACUCAGCUUGUUGGCCUUACCUCCUCCACCCUCGCCUCCGUUGAGGGCACCUUCCAGAUGCAGGGCCUGACCCUCCUUUCUGACCUGCGCUUCACCUCGCUCGCCACCGUCGGCUCUAUCAACUGGGUCACUCUGCCCGCCCUCGGCUCCCUGGUGUUCGGUACCGCCGGUGUCACCAAGGUUAACGACAUUCUCAUCAGCGACACCUUCCUGAAGAGCUUGGACGGCCUGAACGUCGCCUCUGUCGACUCCCUCCGCAUCAACAACAACAACCAGCUUGUUUCUUACAGCAACCAGCUGGCCAACGCCACCAAGACCAUCGAGAUCAACUCCAACGGCCCCGACCUGGGUAUUACCCUCCCCAACCUUAUCUGGGCUGGUGAGAUCAUCAUUGCCGAUGCCGCCAAGGUCCAGAUGAACUCCCUCGAGGUCGUCAACGGCUCCAUCAAGUUCGACAAGAACACCUUCACCGAGUUCAUCGCCCCCAACUUGACCCAGACCACCGAUGGUGAUGUCUCCUUCAUCAACAACGUCGAGCUCACCAACCUGUCUCUGCCCCUUCUUGCCAAGACUGGUGGCGGCCUGACCAUCCAGAACAACACCCUUCUCCAGAAGAUUGACGGUCUUCCCAAGCUUAAGCAGAUUGGCGGUGCUGUUCUCCUCCGUGGCAACUUCACUGAGGUCGACCUUCCCGCUCUCGAGGACGUCAAGGGUGCCUUCGACACUCAGUCCACUGGCAACAUUGACACCUCUUGCGACGUCUUCAACAAGAUGAAGGGCCGCCAGAUCCAGGGUGACUACAAGUGCCGCAGCAACAACACCAACGCCAACAAGGACGGCGACAGCAACGGCGGCUCCGCCGGUGGCUCCACCAACAACAACAAUGGCGCCGCUGGCAACGUUGCUGUCAACACCGCCAUCCUUGGCGCUGCUGUUCUCUUCGGUCUCACUCAGCUGUUGUAA